CGGCGUUGGCUUCGGCGGGAAGGCCGCCCGCUGUGGAUCUGGAGGAGACGAUGGAGACGUCGUCGACGCUCGCUGUGGUUGUUUGGCACGCGAGGUGGGACGGGGACACGAGUGCGGCCGUGCCGUCGUGUGUGGCGGCCAACCGCGAGCCCGAGACGGCGCCGCCGGCUGCUGCGCCCACGAAUAGAUGGUCGGACGGCACCACGGCUGGCCGUUAUACGCCGUCCCGUGUCAAUUCCGAAGCCGAAUUUCUCACCGCUUGGCGUUCCCGUCUUCUCCGGCUCCGACCACCUCCAUCUCCACCGCCGGUGACCCGCCUUCAGACCCCUUUCGCGCACACCUUCAUCCUUCUGCUCUCCUCUCUUCUACUAACUGGUAGUAGUAUAGUAAGCAACGCUAACUGAAUUGAACAGCUCCUAUACUCCACUACAGCGGCAGGUGAGUGAGAUCCAGCGGCUGGGUUCUGAAUGUUACUAUCAACCAUCUGAUUUGCGCCAGUUAUCCAUCCUCACUUGCAGAGAAUUAUUCACAAGAUCCUCAACUAUUUCAAAAGGCACACCAAUUCUUCAGAUUCCCUCGUCUUUGUGGUGCUGACAAACUAAUCACUAACAUUGCAUCUCUCUCUCUCUCUCUCUCUCUCUCAAUGCCCGGAUCAUCGCUGUGGUUCCAGCGCAGCAGCCAUCCUGCGGCGACACAACGGCCUAUCAAGUACAACGAUCAAGGCAUAGUCGACAGCCUUACCGAAAAUAAUCUGACAAGUAUGUGGGCUAGCAGAAGGAUAGGGGAGGACGGCCAAUUGUAUGGAGUCCAUGUUCAGGGCACUGCUGGCAUCGGUCUCCCAACUACGGUGCUUGUCAAGAAGUUCCAGAACCUGAACCCAGCACUACUGGUGGAUGACAAUGUCAGGAACCGCUGCAAGUCGGAGAUGGUCCUAUUAGCCAGCAUCUGUCAUGACAACGUCAUCAAUGUCAUACACUUCAUCCAAAGGGAGGAAUCCAUCAUGCUCGUCUACGAGUACCCGGUGAACGGCAACGUUGACUAUUGGCUACACCGGCGGGAGGGGGGCGAGCAGCCGCUGAGUUGGCCACAAAGGAUGGGCAUUGCCAUUGGUGUGGCCCAAGGGCUCUGCCACUUGCACCACAAAUGCAACAGACCGACUGUCCACCACAACAUCAACUCUAACAAUAUCUUGCUUGAUCAGAAUUUCAAGGCCGUGAUAGCCAGCUUUGGCGCUGCGCAGAUGAACAUCGCCGGGCUUAACCAAACAUUGCCGAUCACGGAGAUUCCUGUUGGUAACUUUGGGUAUGUAGCUCCAGAGUAUGGUGUCGCAGCAAGCCAGCUGACAGAGAAGGCAGACAUUUACAGCUUCGGCGUGGUGCUGCUAGAGCUAGUCACAGGGAAGUUGGCAAAUGGAGCAGAUGGUCUAUUGGCGAUUUGGGCUCGGGACAACUGCAAUGAAUUGAUGGCAAACCAUCUGAAAAUGUUCAAGAUUGUCGUGGACAAGAGCAUCCCUGAUCAAGCACGGUACAUGGAAGAGAUGGCGACGGUGUUCAGGCUAGGUGUGGAUUGUACCGUUGGGGAUCCGAAGCAAAGGCCGUUCAUGCAGAUGGCUCUCAAACGACUCCGUCGCAGCCGUGGGCGUGGUCCAUUCCUUGGCCUCCUCAACCUAUACAUGGAUGUAGUCCAAGUGAAGGACAAAGUGGCAUGUGAGAUCAGCUCAGCGGAUGAACUGGCAUUGACAGAGCUUAUGUUCAGUGAUACUUUGAAGGAUGCUAUAGUAGAAAAAGAUGGUGGCUCUGCUUUCUUGCUUUUUUUGGCAACAAAAGCUUCAGGGUGCCCCAAAACCGUGGGGGUCAAAAGGACGUGAUCAAUAUGAUCAAGAGGGAUGUCAACUUUAGCAAAAGACAGUUUGAAUUUCUUGCUAUGUAGGUAAGUCCUUUUCUAGAUUGAUAAACAAUUUACAGGCUAGAAAUAUUUUGUGGCUCGAGGAAGUAAAGGUGAUAGUAUCUUUGUGUUGGAAUGAGUUCAGUACCUGGGGAUACCAGGUGUCAGGUGAUAGUAUCUUAUUAUUUGUGUGGAAUGAGUUCCAGGUUAAUCUUGUAGUGCUACCUGGGGACAUCACAAGAGGCUCCAUGUAGUAUCUGCUA
Messenger RNA from Triticum aestivum (bread wheat), 2147 nucleotides. Its product is annotated as receptor-like protein kinase HAIKU2. Gene Ontology annotation, cellular component: plasma membrane. The transcript has 3 exons. The coding region runs from base 644 to 1867 and encodes 407 amino acids. The record is from RefSeq and is a predicted model, not a curated record. Gene Ontology annotation, molecular function: ATP binding; protein kinase activity. Gene Ontology annotation, biological process: protein phosphorylation. Lineage: Eukaryota; Viridiplantae; Streptophyta; Magnoliopsida; Poales; Poaceae.